GUCGGUACGAUGAUAAAAUCACGUUAGUGAUUAAUAUUGGAACUCCUUUCAAGUACUUUAUCAAUUGGCAAUGUCGUACACAGACUUACAAAACAAAAACAUUAUGAAAGUUAAGGAGGAGGCAAGCGAAUCAGAAAACAACCCAGUGGGUUUACCUAUCAAUGUCCACAUUAAACUAGAGCCACUUGGUGAUGGAGAAGAACACAUUACGGAGAAGCUUGAUCUGUAUGCAGGUCAUGAAAUCAAGGAAGAAUUGGUCGUAGGACCUGUGGUGUUGCAGCCUGUUAAUUUAGUACAAGAAAGUUGUGUGCAGAACACAUCUAAUGGAUUGAAUAUAGAUACACGACCGCACAAGUGUGAUAUUUGCGCUAAAUGUUAUACGAAUAAACACCACCUUAGGCGUCAUAAAACAACUCAUUCUGGGCCGAAGCCGAAUCAAUGUGAACAAUGUAAUGGUUCUAUAACCUGUAAAGCAAGUUGUAAUAAACAUUUAAGGACUCAACCAGAAGAGAAACAGCACAAAUGUGAUAUUUGCCACAAAUGCUUUACACAAAAACACGUUCUUAAAGCUCAUAUAUUCACUCAUACUGGAGAGAAACCUUACAAAUGUGAUAUUUGCAAUAAACAUUUUACAAGAAAAUUUUAUGCUAAGCGUCAUAUGGUGGUCCAUACUGGAGAGAAACCAUACAAAUGUGAUAUCUGUCACAAAUUUUUUUCCAGUAAAGAUUGUUGUAAGGCACAUUUGAAGACUCAUACUGGUGAGAAACCAUACAAAUGUGACCACUGUAACAAAUCUUUUAUCCGUAAAGUAGAUUGUAAAACACAUUCAAAGACUCAUACUGGAGAGAAACCAUACAAAUCCUGUGUAGUACCAAUCGUAAAACACGGCGGAGGUAGCAUAAUGGUCUGGGGCUGCAUGACUGAUUCAGGAGCUGGCGAAAUGUUCGUGUGUGAGAGUCACAUGAACUUUAAAGAGUUCAUGCGGCCCUACGCCAUACCAGAAUAA
Molecule: messenger RNA, 1006 nt
Organism: Hyposmocoma kahamanoa
Lineage: Eukaryota; Metazoa; Arthropoda; Insecta; Lepidoptera; Cosmopterigidae
Product: zinc finger protein 436-like
Exons: 3
Coding region: 71-1006 (311 amino acids)
Biological process (GO): regulation of transcription by RNA polymerase II
Cellular component (GO): transcription regulator complex; PcG protein complex
Molecular function (GO): RNA polymerase II cis-regulatory region sequence-specific DNA binding; DNA-binding transcription factor activity, RNA polymerase II-specific
Source: RefSeq, a predicted model, not a curated record